Molecule: messenger RNA, 555 nt
Organism: Aspergillus mulundensis
Lineage: Eukaryota; Fungi; Ascomycota; Eurotiomycetes; Eurotiales; Aspergillaceae
Exons: 2
Coding region: 1-555 (184 amino acids)
Source: RefSeq, a predicted model, not a curated record
AUGUCCGGUACGUCGUGGGUCGAGUCUCCAAACGCAAAGGAGACCGCACUUGCUCUUGUGCUUGGAAACGGUUCAAACAGGAUUCUCUGGGAGGAAUGCCGCCUCGCUUGGGAUACCUGUGAUCUCCUGGACGAGCCCAACUCCGGGCAGCACUUUGACGGAAUGGCUGCCUUCGGAGUCCGAGGCAGAUGCAAAACGCCAGCUCACGAGAUCCUCGAUUUCCAGCUCCGAUCCACCGUGUUCCCCGAGACCCCCUUCCCGUAUCGGCUGCAUGCGAUAGCGGCUCCUGUCGAUCCGACACAGAUGGGCAAUAACGCUAGUGGCUUUGGCCAGGGUGGCAGGAAUGAGGUCGAGAUUGUUCAGCCUGGCCUGGGAGGGGACCACGCGCAGCUGAUGCACCUCCGCGAGAUGGUUGGGUCCCUGACGUACCGCGCGCGAUCGAUGGGUCUGGAAGGAGCAAUCAAGUGGUUCAUGACGCUUGGCCGAGUUCCGGUGGACUCGGGCAAUCAAUCUCCGUUUCCCAAUGGGGUGUCCACUGCGGUUGCGGCUUCCUAG